Haliotis rubra (blacklip abalone) is the source of this 3512-nucleotide messenger RNA. RefSeq lists its product as uncharacterized. Bases 63 to 2660 code for a protein of 865 amino acids. Lineage: Eukaryota; Metazoa; Mollusca; Gastropoda; Lepetellida; Haliotidae. The record is from RefSeq and is a predicted model, not a curated record. The transcript has 5 exons.
UUCCGGAAGCGGAUGUCGUUAUUUUUAGGGAACUAGAAGAUGUCUGAUACCGAUAAUGAGAGAUGGGAACCAUACCAUUUUUCUUAGUAAUCGGUGCUUUUAUCUUUCAUCAGAUCUCAACCUGCACAGAUGGAUGGUGUACAUAUAAGGGCAUGGGUGAAGAAGAAGGAUUUUCUGAGAAGAUCUGGAAUUACGUGAUAUCAAGUAUAACCUGGUUCGACAAAGAUGGAUAUGACGUGUUUGACAUGUGUCCUGAAUACCCUGAGCCGGACUGGGAUCUCUUUGAGCCGGAAGAAAAAUGCUGCAGAAAACUGUCGGAGAUGAUGAACCCAUAUGAUGACUACUGGGCAACCACUCGUGGUAGCCUACACGCCUACAUGCCCGACAUGAGCCCCAUCAAGAGUAUAUUGCAGCACCUCACGACGCAAGGCCCAUUUGAGAGCAUGUUCUCCUCCCUCCCCGAUCUGUACUUCUGGAGAAGUGUUCAUCAACACCUGUCACAUCUAGCAAUUUGGGACAACAUCAGUUUCCACCUGGCUUACUUAAGCCUUGCUGCCCAAAAUGUUGACCUGGCCACGCUGAACAGGGCAGUGAACUACUUUAGCAAUGCCCUGACGUACGUGGCAACUUUGGCCUACUUCAAUCCAACCUCCGUGUACCUGCUGUCGGCUGUCGUCUGCCUCGUCUUGCUGUCCAUUGUCAACUGGUUCAUCUGCGAUGAUACUACAUCCGAAAAGAGAGUAACGUUUUCAAACAUUUGUCCAAGUAAAGAAAGCUCCUCGGGACGAUCCCAACGGCUAGCACGACUGAAGACGGAUCACCCCUCCAAGAAAGACAGACAGAGAAAGAAGAAGAAACAGCGCCAAAGAGGUGCCUCCCGUUACCGAUCCUCCGAUACGGACGACUACCCUAACGAUGGCGUUGACCGUGUUGACGAAGACCCAUGCAAUUGCUACCCAAGGUGGACUAAGACUCGCGAUGAGGCUGUAGAUGUUGACGAUAUAGACGAAAAUUCUCUCAGAUAUAUUGCCGGAUUAUCGUCUGAAUAUUCUCUUGAUAAUGUCAAGAGGCGGGUUCAAGAAACUUUUCGAAGUAUCUCAGAAAACGACCAUGAUGCCAGCUGCCCGCAGAUGCCAAGCUCGCCCGAUAAGAGCAAUGUGAAGGGCGGAGAAGUAACGACUGACCGGACCAUUGCUGUGUACGACAUCAGAUACAGAGACACUUUACCACAGGAUGUCUUGGACGUUCUGUUUUGUAUUGAUCCCUACUGUGAACAUGAUCAUGGCCGGUAUGAACUGAGAGGCUGCAAGAUCUUGGUCAAGCAUCCUUAUCAUCUUGAAAUGGGUACCGAAGAUUCUUCCAAACAGAGGUCUCAUGAGACAGGCACUUCUCCUUAUGGCAACACACCCAGAGAACGCGUUCCCUAUAGUCGCGGGGUUGCAGAAAUAAUAGUUCCUGAUGAAAGUGCGUAUUCGACAAUAGAUGUUUCACCGACAGAGGUACACGUGUGGGGUAGAGAUGAGAAAUUUGUGAAGAAAUAUCACGAAUCGUUAUCUGGACAUGAUCUGGUGCACGGUGCAGUGACGGGCAGCCAGGCGAGUAUAAACGACGAGCUUACAAAAACUCUAUCGAAGCAGAUUCGUGGGCCCGAUGCGCUGGAUACAGACAUAUCCCAGGUGGAGUCCUUCCCGGACUGGCGUGCCUCUGUGUUUCAUGACUGUCCCUACUGUAAAGAGCAGUCGUCAUCUAGCAACGGACAUUCCCAAGUACACAGGGUAGGUGGUGAGGAGCGGGAAGUAUCCAGCAGUAACCCUGUAAGUUUAGGAAGCACCAGAGAUCCGUCCCCCGUGCCCGGAUGCAGUGGUGUGAACGGGUCUGACUCUCCAAGGAUAAAACAACAGUUGGACGAACUGUUCGGGGAAGCUCUUUUACAUGAAAAUAUUGGUCCCCCGAGAGCUAAUUCUAGUUUCGAUGAGGAAGGUCACACUUCCGAAUUUCUGGGGGAUCAGUUUGGACAUGACUUGGACUCAAGCCAAAGGCCAUCUCGUGGCCGCACAACCAAAAACCGGUUUCAGACAGUCCAAGACCAAGAGUCAGCCCCAGCCUCCGAUCGUCAACACGCAAGACUGUGUGGACAUGGAGGUUACAGACACCGGCAGCCGCGAACCUUCCAAUCACCCACUUCCAGAGACAAUUCCAGGAAUGGAGAUGCAUACCAAAUGUAUAAUUUUAAUGGUCCAGAAUUAAUGUUUCUGCCCGAUCUGGCAUUAGCGCGAGAAAUAGAGAGAGCUGCUCUGUCCACGGUUUCACGUGAACCAGUUGGAGGGGACGCACAGGUCCAAGAGGUUGUCUCCCUUGAUGACCUUCCUUUCGACUUUGACUCUGUCCCUACUUUGGAUGAAAAUGAUUUCAACAUCAGCGAGGAGUUGCAGAAUUCAUCACUCAAUGAAUCACAGGCAUCCGUUGAUCUUGCAGAGCUUAACAGAAGCCUCAGCUUCUAUGGUGAUGUUUCGAUGGUGGAGUUGGCUGCCUCGUGGAUCGUACAGAAUGUCUUAGAAAGAGUGGGGAGGUACCUUUCUGGGGUCACGCCCGAGAAAUUGAAGGCUACAGUGUUGAACAUCUCAGCAGAGAUCGUGGGGACUAUGGACCUUAUAGAGUAAACCUCGAGCAUGGUUGUAACUGACAGUUUGCACUGACAACUACACUGUCUGGCAGUCUGUAUAUUUGUCGUGUGUAUGUGUGUGUGUGUGUGUGUGUGCGCGCGUGCUUGCGUGUGCGUCCCUGCAUGUACAGCUUUGAGGUACAGAUACGCGUCAUUGCAGCGGUCAUCUAAAACCAUGACGUAUGUCAGUGAUAUGUAGGUACUGGUGGUAUACUACUCUAUUCAGUUUUGGUACAGACAUACAUGUAAAUAGAUAUUAUCUGUGAUAUUGUGCCGGGAUGCAGUUUGCCCUCUUACUGAUCGUCGAUCUGUGCGACACUCGGGUCAACUCGGCUUUUUCCGUUACCUAUAUGAGACCUCGGAUGACGUUGGAGUAGUGACAGAACAUGGCUUUCACGAAAUGCAGGCGCCACCAAAUUGUGUGGACUACAGUUGAAAAACCCGCUUUUGUCGUACCUACCAAACUGUAGGUGUGCAAGCCUGUCAGGUCUUAUUGUCAUGUGAAUCCAGUGUGAAGUCAUGCCAUGCCAGUCAUUUGGAGUUGUUCAACGUCGUGCAUGUACCUCUGUGGUCAGUCACACUACAGACACACAGACUCCUUGCAACUCUGGCCGUACACAGGCGACAAUGGAUGACACCGUAGAGGUCGGUUUCUGGUAACUUUAGCUGUUUUCGCAUCUUAAAUCUUAGUUAACAUAAUAUUAUUUCCCGCCUUUGUGAAAAUGCUACUGUUUCCACUUGCCAAUAGCUUUGUGCACGUGUACAGUAACGGGUUUACAGAAUAUUUCUUCAUAUAUUGUUCUCUCAGAUAUGAAUAAAAUGGGCAAAUUAUUACAAAAUGAUAUGCAAA